CCGUGGCACAGCCAGUAGGGCGAGAAAGUUUUUCGCGAUUUGCAAAAAUUGGUUUCUAAAGUUUUGAUUGUUUGAUGAAUGUUGAAAAAACGCCUCCAAACUAACAUGAUACAAUUUGUGAUCAACUAGUGCUAGUACGGGUACGAUUGAGCGCCCACGAAAAGGGGCGUAAUUACCAAACAGCGUUGAUUUUUUUUUGUUAUCAAUUCAAUGACACUACUAUAAAGGCACAUUAUUUUUGGUGACUGUUUUCUGAUUUGGUGAAGUUAUGCCGUCAACCCUAAUAGCAGUUUAGCCAGUCGAAAGUUUGUGCUUUUUGGAGUGAUUAAUACGAUACUUGGUUUUCGUACGCCACGGCAUACUGCUUGUAUGAGCGAUUGUCGAUGCUUAUCUAGGGUACCUACGCGAGAGGAAAAAGUGUUUCAAUUUUGCAUCAACUAGAACCAGAGCAGAGCGGUUGGUUGCGGUCAACAAUCAAUGUUCAGUCUAAAUACGAACGCGGUGCAUGAAAAGUCGUCGUCGUCGUCGUCAUCGUCGUAGUGAGUAAUUAACCGUGCAAUAAUUUCCAUAGCAAGCGGUGCAAACGAGUCAUGCCGACUAUUGUGCAUUCUGUCAAGGAUUACUUGGAUAGUGUAGAACGUUUGCAGAAAUGUAGUGAUGGUGCUUCUAUCGUAUACCACUAACCAGCGAGUUAUAUAAGUCGAGUGAUAUUUUGGCGACGGUUCACAAAAGGACCCAUAUUUAAUGACACUGGAAAUCGAUUACCUCAUAUUGCGAUUGCGAGUAUAAGACACACAAAAAAACGCAAGAUCGAGACGAACAAAAAACUAAAAUACACCCUAAUUAGGAGCCAAUAGAUGUCCGCCCACUUUCCUGUUGUCUCUUCCGCACUAGCCUACUUAUCUGAAUAGGAAUUCUGAAUAGAAGACAAAAACAUCAAUAAUCCACAUUUAUUGGAAACGGGAGCUGAGACUGAACCUCAUCAAAAAUUUGAAAUGCAUCGAUCAUGAGAUUCCCCAAGGUAUCGCCGAAAAAGUGUUUCUUUCUUGUUUUAUGUUUCGCCGUUCUCGUGCUACUAGUUUUCAAUUUGAGAGAGUUGAACAGUAAAGCCACGCAUCCCAUCUACAAUCGGGAUGAGUACCAAGUGGAGUACAACAACCAGGAUCACGUCAAGGAUGAGCCAAUCCACACAACGGAAGUCCUGGAACGACUGGCCCAAUUGGACCGCGACAGCGACAAACUGGACGCCAGAAGUCAACCGGAGGAUCAACCACUGCACAGCAUGAACGAGAUCAGCUAUAGCGAGCGGCCAUGGUACUUGUCCAAUGGCGUCCGCUACCCGAAACCCGUACGGCGCAAUCGCAAGACAAACAAACGGAUCGCUCGACUUCUACCAUCGGAAACGUUACGCAGCGAUCGGAUAACCAAUCAACUGAUGUUUGUACCACCCAACUACGAGGCCAUCAAGCGCAAGGGUAAGCUGAAAACGAUCCUCCUCUACAACGGACUGGGACCGUGGAAUGUGAAAGCCGGUCGGGAUGUGUUCCACAAUUCCAAGUGUCCGGUCUCGACGUGCAGUAUUACGUCUGCUCGGGAGAAGGUCAUCACUGCGGAUUUGAUCCUGUACAAAGACCACUACAUACCGCCGGCCGUGCCACGAUCGCCGCAUCAGAUCUACAUGAUGUACUUCCUGGAGUGCCCCUACCACACGCAGCACGUCAAAUUUCCCGACGUGUUCAACUGGACGGCCACUUACAGGAAGGACAGCGACGUGGUAGCCCCGUACGAGAAAUGGGAAUACUUCGAUCCCCGGAUCCGCCAAGCCGAACAGGAUCGCAACUACGCACUGAACAAAACCCGCAAGGUGGCCUGGUUCGUGUCCAACUGUGGAGCCCGGAACGGACGCCUGCAGUACGCACACGAGCUCCAGAAACAUAUUCAGGUGGACAUUUACGGCGCCUGCGGGACCUAUAAAUGUUCCCGUACCACAGCGGAAAAGUGUUUCGAAAUCCUCGACCGAGACUACAAGUUCUACCUAGCGUUCGAGAAUUCCAACUGCAAGGACUACAUCACGGAAAAGUUCUUCGUGAAUGCCUUAAAUCGUAACAUCCUGCCGAUCGUGAUGGGCGCUCGGCCGGAGGACUACGAAGCCAGUUCCCCUCAGAAAUCCUACAUCCACGUGGAUGAAUUUGCCUCGCCCAAGGAACUGGCCGAGUAUCUCAACAUACUGAACCGCAACGACGAGCUGUACAAUUCCUACUUUAAGUGGAAGGGUACGGGGGAGUUCAUCAACACGUACUUUUGGUGCAGACUUUGCGCAAUGCUGCACGAUGAAGCGUCCUUCCAGAAGCCCAAGUGGUACGAUGACAUCAACGACUGGUGGCGAGGCCCGGGCGUCUGUACGAAUGGGUCCUGGCGCAACUUCCACGCACGGAAGGACGCCAUCAGCGAGGAAUAGUGAAUGGAAGAGCUAGGGAAUAAUCAAAAUUUGCGAUCGAUGUGAUUCGUUUGGAUUUAGUUUACCAUUCUUUUUCGGGAUAAAGCCGAACCAUACUCGGCUUUCAUACCACAGUCCAAGCCAAAAGGAGGCAAGCCAGGAAAGCGAAAGGAAUUAGCUCGUAUCUAUAGUUUAGGGAAUUCAAUUGACUUAGUAGGAACUUAGUUUGUUCGAGUAAACUGGAAACCAAAAAAAAAAAACUAUCUAGUCCAACUUUACCAGACUUGAAUAGUGGAAGACGGAAGGAUCUCACAGGAAAUAAGAAGUAAAUUAAGCAGGAGGAGCCGAACAAUCGCAUAACAUGACACAAAUUCUAAGUUUAGUUAGUGGAGAACAUUUCAACUACUACUACCUACCACUGGUGUACGUACAGUUUAGGGAUAAACGCAUUGCUGCUCAUUUGUGAUUUUAGUUGUAUUGAGUUAGUUGUUGUUACCUUAGUCUAAUUAUAUCAUUAAUCACGUCUCAACUGAAUCUAUCUCAUUCAUUUAUCAGCAUUAAUCAGCAUAAAAAAACAUCCGUACUUUUUGGCAACGUGAAGACCGAAACCGAAACCAAUGAAGAAAAAGUCUAUUGCCAAGUGAUAUUCUUCGCAUUACAAUAUUAAUUACCGACGUUCACACACAAACAAACUACCGAUUUUAGUUAGACGUUUUGUCAUCUGAGAGGCAAAUUAGUUCAAAUUGACAACUAGCACGUAUGAGUUACUGAGUCAAUUCGAUAAAAGUAAUAGCAUUCAAACUAGGCAUGUUACAAUCCACUAUUGUUCUGGAGGGAUCUCCGAGUCCGAAAAGGGGAACGUAAACGAACAGCAAGAAAAGGAAAAACACAGGAGUGUUAGCGGUAAGGAGAACAAGAACAUUGUUCAAAUAAAUUUAUGUUACUUAAUGAUAUUUGCUAAUUUAAAUGAUAAUAAAGUAAAGAAAACAAGGAUAUAUCAAUCUUUUUUGGUGUAGAUAUUUGAAUUCAAUGGAA
Molecule: messenger RNA, 3472 nt
Organism: Ochlerotatus camptorhynchus
Lineage: Eukaryota; Metazoa; Arthropoda; Insecta; Diptera; Culicidae
Gene: FucTA
Product: glycoprotein 3-alpha-L-fucosyltransferase A
Exons: 5
Coding region: 1007-2458 (483 amino acids)
Cellular component (GO): membrane
Molecular function (GO): fucosyltransferase activity
Source: RefSeq, a predicted model, not a curated record